GCAUUAUCACAGGAGGGAGAUCGUGAAAAAAAAAAAAAGCCAUUUCCCCCAGAAAUAUGAUAACAGUCUUCCAAGAAGGAGGAGAUUGAUGUUGGCACGGCAAGUCUCACUCCACUGCUUUUAGCCCGAUCACUUUUCUUUUUAUUUUGAUCAGAGACCUGUAGCCUUCUCCUUUUCAGAUCUGUCCUUUCUGGGGCUCUCUUGGGACCAGGCCAGUUUUUCAUAGCCACAAAAAAUGGAGACGACAAUGCCCAAACUCCUUAGGCAUAGAGUUCAGUUUUUAGCAGAAAAAGAGGGUUAGAUAAAGCAGUUUUUGCUUGUUCGCUCAUGUCAAUCAAGAGCAGGGAAGUAUUGGAAAAAACUCAAAAAAGGAAGAAAAGAAGAAGGAAAGGACAAAAGGAAGCAAAGAAAGCAAAAGCCUGAAUCCUAUUCCCUGCAGCCUGAUGGAUUAUGCAAAGAAAUACCUGGAUCUUCUCAGCCCCCAAUCACUUUCCAGAUGUGUCUCAGCCAGUGCUUCCGCGACCCAGCAGCUGCUGAGCGGCCCCACUGCCCGUCCCAGGCCGUACCGUGUGAGCAACUGCGAGCGCACCCUGCGCAAAGGCAUCAUGGCGGAGAGUCUGAACGACCUGCUUGAAAAAGUACGAACUGCUCUGGACUUAGUGGGGUCCAUCAGCGUUGUCUUGGAUGAAGAUGGCACCAGCAUAGAAUCAGAGGCGUUCUUCCAAACUCUAGAAGAAGGAAUGGUAUUGCUGGCCUUAACUGAGGGACAGGUGUGGCGUCCAGCCAAGAAAGCUGGUUACCAGCUAUCUCUGUCCAGCAAGCCUCGGCGUCGGAUUGACGUGGCCUGCAUCACAUUUGAUCUGUACAAGACGAAGCCCCAGGACUUCUUUGGCUCUUUGAACGUCAAGGCCACUCUUUAUGGGACCUACACCAUGUCCUACGAUAUGCAAUGCUAUGGGGCCAAGAGGAUGAUGAAAGAAGUUCUGCGCUGGACCCUCUUCACCAUGCAAGCCACGGGGCACGUCUUGCUGGGCACUUCCUGUUACAUGCAGCAAUUGCUAGACACUCCAGAAGAACAGAAGGAAGAAAUUUUGCCUUCCUUGUGUCGUCCUUCUAUCGCUCUCCCCUCCUCUCUCACCCGGAGAAUGUUGCAAUGAAUUGGGAGGGGGAGAUAUUUUCUGCCCCACUGCUGCUACGGACUCUGAGAGCAAGGGGUGUUGACAUCCUACAUGUAAGGCACCCUCCAAGAUCAUGGAGGGAGGGAUGGGCACUUCUCUGCACCUGCUGGAGUGGAAAAGCACAGCCAACGUCAAAACAUUUUGACUCUUGUCUCACAAUUCUAGGCACUCACUGUUUCUUGUAAGUUAUCAUGUGUGUUGCUUCUUGUCCAGCUCGGCAGCCAGAAUUGGUGCAGAAAAAGACCAGGGUUUCACCUUUCCUUAUUUAUAUAUAGAUAGAUAGAUAGAUAUUCCAACAUGUAUAGGUAACUGCACAGCUAGCAUGAUGCCACGUUGACUUGUAUUACACUGUAAAUAUGUGAAUUAAAAAGCAACCUUUUCUUAAA
Molecule: messenger RNA, 1564 nt
Organism: Crotalus tigris (Tiger rattlesnake)
Lineage: Eukaryota; Metazoa; Chordata; Lepidosauria; Squamata; Viperidae
Product: cell death activator CIDE-3-like
Exons: 6
Coding region: 444-1157 (237 amino acids)
Biological process (GO): apoptotic process; regulation of apoptotic process
Source: RefSeq, a predicted model, not a curated record